UAAAUCAUUUUGGAUUGUAUAUAAAUGAAGAUGGGAGAUUCUUAGAUCAGAAAACGCAAGCGUCCCCUAAGAAAAUACAUCUAGAACCUCAACACAAGAUUUAGAUUUCUAUUCUCUCAGAUUUAUAUACUAUCCAGACAUGAGGGGCGUUCUGCUGGCGCUGCUGCUGUUGUUUUCUGUACGGGUAGAUUCGGCCCAGACUCAGAAAGGUCUCAGGCUCUGUGGCCGGGAGUUUUUUCGGGCUGUGGUCUACACGUGUGGGGGUUCAAGAUGGAGGAGGGGUCAAAUUGAAGACAAAAUAAAGGGGUAUGAAAUCCAGACUGGCGUGGAAUCAUUUACGGCCAAUGAAGAAAUGGAUCGGACGGAAAGAGACCUCUACUCAAUGCUGCCCAUACUGUGCUGUAAAGUUGGUUGUCAAAAAAGCGACCUGGCUCUCCUGUGCUGAGAAACUAUCACCUGUUGUGACAUAUCAUGUAGGCUCUGUUCUUUUUUAAAUGUACGAAUUUAUAUUGACGCUUGUGUUUAAGCUGGUUACACGAGUUUAUCUUAUUAUGUUGUAGUAAGGUGUGUCUAACACUAUCUGAACAUUACGUCCCUCCAUGUUGACAGGUGUAUUGCCAUCUAAGAUGUAGUUGUGCAAGAAACCCAAUUAAAGAUUGGCAUUUGAGUCCUUUA
Messenger RNA from Misgurnus anguillicaudatus (oriental weatherfish), 675 nucleotides. It is a transcript of the gene insl5b, whose product is annotated as insulin-like 5b. The record is from RefSeq and is a predicted model, not a curated record. NCBI's taxonomy places the organism in Eukaryota, Metazoa, Chordata, Actinopteri, Cypriniformes, Cobitidae. Gene Ontology annotation, cellular component: extracellular region. Gene Ontology annotation, molecular function: hormone activity; G protein-coupled receptor binding.